Messenger RNA from Prunus dulcis (almond), 2151 nucleotides. RefSeq lists its product as uncharacterized. The record is from RefSeq and is a predicted model, not a curated record. Bases 1 to 2151 code for a protein of 716 amino acids. The transcript is spliced from 5 exons. Lineage: Eukaryota; Viridiplantae; Streptophyta; Magnoliopsida; Rosales; Rosaceae.
AUGUGGUUCCGUUGCGUCUCUGCUUUUGCUGCUGCAAUCAACACCAACAACUCUGUUGGCGGAGCUUCGGGUUGGGAUCUCUCCUCCAACCUGCAAGCAUGGGCUACUCACGCCACUUUCCAUGUUGGCGACUGUCUUGAUCAGGAUUCUGUUCGGUAUAUCAUAUUUUUUAAUGGUAUUCCAGACUAUAGCCAGACUAAGGUAAGAGAAAUGCCUAUUGAUAAAUCUUGGAUGCAAUCUGGAAGGUCGUCAGAAUAUUAUUUUGCAGGAGUUGAAAGUUUUCUCAAUUAUGCAUACAACCAUGUUAAGCCGGAUGAUUCUAAGAUCUUUUGUCCUUACUCUAAAUGCAGUAAUAGAUAUAGACAUAUGAGGUAUGAGGUACACAAGCAUCUUCUUUAUAACGGAAUUAAACUAACUUAUACUACAUGGUAUUUGCACGGUGAGGGUGAGGGUGAGGAUGAGGAUAGUGAUGAAAGUGAUGAAAGUGACAGUGACAAUGAUGGAAAUGAUGUGGCCAGUAUGGAGCAAGACGAUGAUAUGCAUGGUUUAAUAGAAGAAGGUUGUCCACAAGAUCCAAAUGGAGAUGCGCACAAGUUUUACAAAUUGUUAGAAGAGGCAGAACAACCAUUGUACCCAGGUUGUGAGUCGUAUUCUAAUUUGUCUUUUGUUGUGAACCUGAUGCAUAUAAAGGGUAUCGGUACUAUGAGCAAUAAAGCAUUUGGUAUGUUGCUAACAUUGUUGAAAAAUGCAUUUCCUUUUUGUGAGAAGUUACCUACAACCACCAACGGUGCAAAGAAAGUUAUUUCAGAUUUAGGUCUUCAUUAUGAUAAAAUAGAUGCAUGCAAUAAUGAUUGCAUCAUUUAUUAUAAGGAGCAUGCAAAUGCAACGCAGUGUCCUACAUGUAAGCUUUCGAGAUGGAAGAGACAAGGAAAGGGUAGCAAAAAGAAAGGUAAAAGGGUUCCAUGGAAGGUGCUUAGAUAUUUUCCACUCACACCAAGACUUCAAAGAUUAUUCAUGUCAUCCAAGACAGCUGUAGAUAUGAGGUGGCAUUUUAAGGAUCGUGUAAAAGAUGGAGUGUUGAGGCAUCCGGCAGAUUCUGAGGCUUGGAAAUCGUUUAAUCAAAUUCAUGAGUCAUUUGGUAUGGAACCUCGAAAUGUAAGACUUGGUUUGGCAACAGAUGGAUUUAACCCUUUUGGGAACAUGAAUUUGCACUAUAGUAUUUGGCCGGUUCUCAUAUAUCCAUAUAAUCUUCCUCCGUGGAUGUGCAUGAAGGAGCCUUAUGUUUUCAUGACUUUACUUAUUCCUGGGCCCAAGGGUCCAUGCCAUGACAUCGAUGUAUACAUGAGACCAUUGAUAGAUGAAUUGCGAACAUUGUGGGAAAUUGGUGUUGAAACUUAUGAUAUAUAUGUAAAACAGAAUUUUCAGAUGAGAGCUGCACUUCUUUGGACUAUCAAUGAUUAUCCAGCAUAUGCAUACAUGUCAGGUUGGAGUACGUCUGGAAAAUUGGCAUGCCCAUAUUGUGCAUCUAAUACUUUGCAUCGACGGUUAUCUCAUGGGUCUAAGACAUGUUAUUUGGGUCAUAGAAGAUUUUUACCGUCUGACCACGUAUGGCGUAAUCAAGGAAGCCAAUUCGAUAAUACAAGGGAAAGAAGACUUGCACCUAAGAGACCAUCUGGUGAUGAUGUGAUAAAUGAACUUAGUGAAUUAAGAGAAAUAACACAUGGCAAGGAUGGGAAAAAGCAUACAAUAUUUGGGUUUGGAAAAGAUCAUAAUUGGAAAAAACAUUCGAUAUUUUUCCAAUUGCCUUACUGGAAAACACUUUUGGUGCGUCACAAUUUAGAUGUCAUGCACAUUGAGAAAAAUGUAUUUGAGAAUGUGAUUGGCACAAUGAUGAGCAUUGAUGGUAAAACAAAAGAUUCUUUAAAUGCUCGUCUUGAUCUUCAAGAAAUGGGUAUAAGACAGAGGUAUCAUCCAGAAGAAGGAGAUAAUGGUAAGCUCUAUUUUAUCCCAGGCGAUUAUACAUUGUCAAAUGAUGAUAACAAAGCUUUAUGUCAAUGGUUAAUGGAGUUGAAAGUUCCAGAUGGGUACUCUGGAAAUUUAUCUCGAUGUGUGAAUGCUUCAGAACGUAAUAUUUCUGGAAUUGUGUGCUAA